AUGCCUCCACGAAUUCGCCUUUCAAGUGGCUGCAUCCCCCAGCCGCUCCGCCGGCAAAGGCUCCUCUGUCAACAUGAGCUGCCCAUUCUCACAAGAUACGCGAGUACCGCUGCGACAGCUACGACCCCCGCCGCGUCGCCAGAACAGAUGACACACUCUGCUGCCCCCAUUGCUAGAUUUCCUCCGUCUCAACCUCCCUCACAUCGCAAUCCCGAGUACCGUCGGUCGCAGCUUCUCCGACAGUAUACAUCGCUCAUCCGUACUACACCUCUUAUGGUGUUUCUGCAGCACGAUAACCUUCAGUCGGUGGAGUGGGCUGCCAUCCGGCGAGAAUUGAGCAAGGCUUUGCAGAAAGUGGACGAGCAGAUUGCCUCCGAGGGACGCUCCCUCCCUCCGAUUGCUCCUCACGUCAAGGUGCAAAUUGUUCAGACUAGCAUCUUUGAGGUUGCCCUCCGUAUCGUCGAGUAUUUCCGACCCAACACCUCCACGAUCGAAGCCGGCCAGACCCCCAGCGCUGUCGACCCCAUCACGCAAACGUCUGCCGAAGUCCCUCUCUCUGGAUCGAGGGACGAUCCCACUCUGUCACACGACCUUUCCCGCGCGGCUCACGAUGCCGUCCUUCGUAUGAAGGGCAAGCACGAAUUGGCACCAGUCUUGGUUGGACCAAUUGCAGUCUUGAGCAUUCCUCAGAUGUCUCCGGAACAUCUCAAAGCUGCGCUGACAGUCCUUGCUCCCAAGGCUGCUGGCUUCCCUGUUCCCACUCGCAAGGCCAACCCAGGAUGGCACGAGCUGCCUGUCCAGAACGGUCUGAAUAAGCUGGCUCUUCUUGCCGCGCGUGUGGACGGUAAGGUGUUUGAUGUCGAGCAGACCAAGUGGGUUGGUAGUAUCGAGGGUGGUAUGGAUGGUCUGCGGUCACAGCUUGUUAUGGCCCUGCAAAGCAUGGCAUCUAGCGUCACCAACACUUUGGAGGGCGCUGGCAAGAGCUUGUACUUCACUCUUGAGAGCAGGAGGAGCGUCCUGGAGGAGGAGCAGAAGGGCCCAAGUGAUGAGAAGACCGACGCUUAA
Molecule: messenger RNA, 1065 nt
Organism: Aspergillus nomiae NRRL 13137
Lineage: Eukaryota; Fungi; Ascomycota; Eurotiomycetes; Eurotiales; Aspergillaceae
Product: mitochondrial 54S ribosomal protein uL10m
Exons: 1
Coding region: 1-1065 (354 amino acids)
Biological process (GO): translation
Cellular component (GO): mitochondrial large ribosomal subunit
Molecular function (GO): structural constituent of ribosome
Source: RefSeq, a predicted model, not a curated record